UGAUACUGAGGAGGACUUCAUCUCUCUGUGUCUGCCCAGACAGAGAACCGCGCACUCGGGACGCACACUGGUUUAUACAUCGCCCUUUUUUGACUCUUGUGGCUUGAUUUUUUUUUUUUAACUAUUUAAAGAUUUUUUGUAUUCUUUUUGCCAAAGGAACUUUUUUGAAGUCACGUUUCAUUCACAAACCUUUACUUAUGGUGCGCGAAAAUGGGGUUAAGUUCUGGUUUCUCUCGUGGAAACAUCGCCGUGUUGAUGCUGCUGCUGCUGCUGCUUGAAGGAGUGACAGGGUUGUACUUUCCUCAGAAGGAGUACAUUGAGACGGUAUACGUGGGCCAGCCUGCAGGUACACCGAUCCUCCAGGUCCACGCUAUGCUGGACAACGACUCCGAGCGGCCGCAUUUCUACCUGUGCUGGAGCGCGCUCAAACGUCCACCCCACAACUCCUGGUUCCACAUGGACAUUAACACUGGAAUAUUGUCCUUAAACAAAACCCUUGAGGAGAGCGACUUCACCUUCCCAAAUCAACAUUCGUGGUCAGUGAAGAAGUUGGUCCUUCAUGCCACAGUCUUACCCAACGUCUCCAGGAAACCUCACUGCAUGAACAAAAACGCCCCUCGGAUCACUCUGGACUUUGUCAACGCCACAUUGCCACAGUGUGCUCAGACAGAUAUGAAGGAACUGUGCUUCCCCCACAGAGACACCGCCAACCCUCACAUAAUGGAGAACAGGUUCCCCGGGGCCAUCAGGCAACUCCGACGUCUUACCAGACUCAACGUUUGUCCUAACUACACCAUCUCUUAUAAUGUGGAAUCAGAGACCCCAGCGCCAUUUGCUGUGAACGACAACUCCACAGAGUUGGUGGUGACCGCUCCAUUAGACCGCGAGGAGAGCGAAUGCUACAGACUCCUGCUGGUCUGUACAGUCCGAACAGAAACAGUCAUCACCAAGGUGGAGACUUCCCUGGACGUGUUUGUUAUGGACGAGGAUGAUAACGCACCAUAUGUAAAUGGAACAGACGCAACAGAUAUUAUCAUCAGCUUCAAUCGUACAAAGGGUGGCUCCUUUGGAACCUUGUUUGUCUUUGACAGGGAUUUAACCCCCAUUUUUCACAUUGACAAGAGUCACAGUAAGUACAGGGGGACCUUGCUCAACAGUGAUGCAUGGAUAAAUAAAACGUUUGACAUAAAAGGCACCUUCAGUGAAAAGAAAGCUGCUCAUGGAGGCAUUCGAGAGACCAUUCACGACUACCAGCUUGUCCUGAAGAGGAACCUGUAUGUGAAUGAGAAUCGCUCCGUGCAGCUGGACUACCUGGUCAAUGACACAACCUACCCUGGUGUGGAGGGAACAGUGUUGCUGCACUUCAACAUCACCAUCUUACCAGUGCACAUCCGCUUCGCAAACGUCACACACACGUUCACACUGACACGUAGAGCUUCCGUUUAUGCUCAGGUUGGCAGAGUGUGCGUGGAAAACUGCCAGCAGUUUGAUGGCUUCAGUGUCACGUACCGCCUCGAGGUGCCAGAUAGGAACGCAUCUGCUGACUUGCAGUUCUGCUAUGGAGCCAUUAGCAUUACCCAGUCUCCUGGCGAGAUGUGGGGACUGCUCUAUGUGAACGACUCGGAGGCUUUGCGCAAGCCCGAGUGCCAGGACCUGCAGUACUUUGUUGUCGCCCAGGAGGAGCACACAAAGCAGGAGGCCACCACACAGAUCCACAUCCAACUGGAUAGUGAAGUAAACAAAGGCAGCCAGGAGAGCCAGCAGUUCCUGUCCUGUGCCGAAAACAGGCGACGGGGAGACUGUGAGUCUGUCCGAGGCCUGGGGGCAACCACAGGGAGCUGUCAGUGGAGGCAAGGCACAGAGAAAGGAAUAUCUGAAUAUUACUCAACCUGCUCGCCUGAUCUGCGGACGUGCCCAGAUAGCUUUUGUGAUGCAGUGGAAAGCAAAGACCCAUUAAUAUGCCCACAAGACUGUACAAAGGAGACCGUAAUUGGAGGUCAUGAACGAGGUUUAGGGAACGGGAUUAAAGCUGGAUAUGGAACCUGCUACUGCUACUCUGAGAGAUGCUUCUGUGAGAAGGAAGAUAUUGAGGAGGCGAUAUGUGAUGACAUGUGCAAGACCAUCAUCGCCACGUCUCUGCUGCUCUCCUUUGUCGCCUCCAUCCUCCUGUCCUCAUACUUCAUUCACCGGUAUCACAAGAACUCGCCGAAACCACCGAUAGCCUCUGCAGAAAUGACGUUCCGUCGGCCAGCUCAGGCUUAUCCCAUCAGCUUCCCUGCAAACAACUUACGCCGGGGCUCACAGGACUCUAUUGAGCCUGAUACCUUUAAAAUCCCUGAAGAUCCAAAGUGGGAGUUUCCUCGUAAAAACCUUGUACUUGGCAAGACUUUAGGAGAAGGAGAGUUUGGAAAAGUUGUCAAGGCUACAGCUUUCCGGCUGAAAGGAAAAGCAGGUUACACCACUGUGGCUGUGAAAAUGCUUAAAGAGAACGCCUCACACAGUGAGCUGCGUGACCUGCUGUCGGAAUUCACUUUACUGAAGCAAGUCAACCAUCCGCAUGUUAUAAAGAUGUAUGGAGCAUGCAGCCAGGAAGGACCAUUGUAUCUGAUUGUGGAGUACGCCAAAUAUGGGUCGCUCCGCAACUUCCUGCGCGAGAGUCGGAAAGUUGGCCCGAGCUACAUGGGCAGGGACGCCAACCGAAACUCCAGCUACCUGGAGAACCCAGAUGACAGGGCGCUCACCAUGGGCGACCUGAUCUCCUUUGCAUGGCAGAUCUCCAGAGGCAUGCAGUACCUGGCUGAAAUGAAGCUCGUUCACAGGGACCUUGCAGCACGAAACGUCCUCGUCGCUGAGGGAAGGAAGAUGAAGAUCUCAGACUUUGGCCUCUCCAGAGACGUGUAUGAAGAGGACUCGUAUGUUAAGAGGAGCAAGGGCCGUAUUCCUGUUAAAUGGAUGGCAAUAGAGUCCUUGUUUGAUCACAUAUACACAACCCAAAGUGAUGUCUGGUCCUUUGGUGUGCUGCUGUGGGAAAUAGUGACACUGGGAGGAAAUCCAUACCCAGGCAUCGCUCCUGAACGCCUCUUUAACCUCCUCAAAACUGGCUACAGAAUGGAAAGACCAGAGAACUGCUCAGAGGAAAUGUAUAACCUCAUGCUUCGGUGCUGGAAACAAGAACCAGACAAGAGGCAGACAUUCUCAGACAUCAGCAAAGAGCUCGAAAAGAUGAUGGUGAAAAGUCGGGAUUACCUGGACCUUGCAGCUUCCACGCCUGCCGAUGCUCUGCUGUACGAUGACGCCCUCUCUGAAGAGGACACUCCACUAGUGGACUGUAAUAACGCCCCUCUCCCUCGAACCCUCCCUUCCACAUGGAUUGAAAACAAGCUCUAUGGUAGAAUCUCCCAUGCAUUUACUAGAUUUUAGAAACAGGACACACAACACAAUCUCUCUCUCUUUUUUGGCAAGUUGUGAUUGGCUUUUCCAUAGUCAAGUGUGUGUGACUGUGAUGUAGGCAUGCCUUUUUUGCUGAUUAAUGCUGACAUAUCUCCCAUUUCAUUAUAAAUGUGAGGUUCAGUAGACAAAAAAAAAAGAUCUUGUGUCUUGACUUUUUUGGUUUCUUUGGACCUGCUUCUAAUGUACAUAAAUGCUGACCCCAAAAUUUGUAAAUAUUGAAUAAACCCUUAAUUUUUAGUUUAUAUGGCACUGCUCAUAUUCACACGUCACCCGCAUUUUAUUUGUACAAAGUCCAUUUCACCACAUUCCAUUGUCACCGUUUUCUUUGCAUUUGGAAGGAACAGCAUGUAACAUUUGAAACAGGUCCUCUGUCGAAUCAAUCACUCUCUGUGGUUUGAAUUCCAGAUUGUCUUACAUUUCCUGACUUUUUAAUGUAUAUUAGUCAUACGUAAAUAGUACUGACACAAUGCUGAACAGAGAAACAGUAAGGCUUUUGAACGCAACUCUAAAGUGACAAACAGAAGCAGAACACACUCAACUCAUUACUUGCUGUCCAUCUUCAUUUCUCAACAGCUACAGGACGACAACCACAGAUCAUAUUAUUGCUUUUCGCAUUACAAAAACACGAAAUAAAAUCAUACAUUAUCUUUUUAUUUAAAAGAAGCAAACUUAAGAGUUGCAACUUUACACACCUGAGAGUCAAAUCAGGACCCAUUUCAGUGACGGGCACUGCAGAGUUUUGAUUUGAGAGCCUUACUGUCUGCACGAUGUUUGUGUUUCACUGAGUGCAGAAAAAUGAUAUGUUCUCGUUUUUAGGCAUGUCAUACCCGAACUGGCCUGAGAAGAGCCCGGUACCGCUCAACAGACAUGAUGCCACUAAUCCAGUCUUUACAAGAUAUGCCAAUGAUAGUGUUUAUGCAAACUGGAUGGCUUUGCCUUCACCCGCAAAAGCUGUGGACAAGCUUGAUAGCUAAAGACAAACCGACACUGUAGAAAAGAUGACUAAUUGGUAGAUGUAUAUAUUUCUAUAAGACUGUAUAUAUAUACGAUCUGAUGCUAAAGUUGGUUCCCUUUUAUUUCUGUUGCAUGGGUUGCAUUCAAGGUUUAAAGCUGAGGUGUUUUGGCUACUAAAACUGGCUGGAUCAACGUAGACCAUGCUUCAUUCUGCUCUUCAGUAUGUUAAUUAUUACCUCAUGGGUCAUGUUGGCCAAGUUGUAUCACUGCAUGACUAGUGUACCAGAUUGUAUGUCAGUGUCAAUGUCUUUAAGUGCCUGUGCCGCUUCUACAAUACCCUCCAAUUGUUAAUGUGCGACCGUGAAGAUCUUGUUCCAGCCCAGGAAUUAAAGGGGACGUCUUUACCAUCACUGUUGUAGACAGCUGGGAUUGAGUGGACAGAAAAUGCUGAACUUGUUCUGCAAAUGUAAAGUUUCUACUGUGGAGAAUCCAGCUCCUCGAAAUGUCAAAGGCCCAUUUUGUGUUUCUCCCACAAGAUUUUUCAAAGCUGUUGUUGCCAAAGAAAAAAGUAACACAGACAUGUUCAGUGAACGAGUUCAUAUUCUUUUUUUUCUGUUUUCUGUUGCUUUUUUUUACAUGACAAAUAUCAACUAGAGAGUGUUACUGCAGUGUGAGGACAUGAGAUUUAAUGUAGAUCGUGACAAUGUUCUUUCGUCAGACUAUGGUUCACUUUUUUUUGAUUCACUGUAAUUGCAAUCUUUGUGGAAAAACCGUACGGUGAUGUAAAGUAAGGAGUGUUAUCAUUGUCCUGUUAUUAUUUGAUUAUGUUACCAUUAAUAAUAAACAUUCAAAAUGUGCAGUUUGUCUAAAGACGGAUAAGUUUCUGUAUGAUAGCUUUUUUCACAAUUGAAA
Molecule: messenger RNA, 5316 nt
Organism: Solea senegalensis (Senegalese sole)
Lineage: Eukaryota; Metazoa; Chordata; Actinopteri; Pleuronectiformes; Soleidae
Gene: ret
Product: ret proto-oncogene receptor tyrosine kinase
Exons: 19
Coding region: 211-3420 (1069 amino acids)
Biological process (GO): positive regulation of kinase activity; cell surface receptor protein tyrosine kinase signaling pathway; protein phosphorylation
Cellular component (GO): membrane; signaling receptor complex; axon
Molecular function (GO): calcium ion binding; ATP binding; transmembrane receptor protein tyrosine kinase activity
Source: RefSeq, a predicted model, not a curated record